Closterium sp. Yama58-4 is the source of this 888-nucleotide messenger RNA. NCBI's taxonomy places the organism in Eukaryota, Viridiplantae, Streptophyta, Zygnematophyceae, Desmidiales, Closteriaceae. The record is from the annotation of a GenBank genome assembly.
AUGACGAUUACGAUGACGGGGAUUUCUUAUCCCUUGGAUCCACGGAUGCCACAUUCGAUUCGCAAGUACGAGAUCUGCAAGAGAUUGAUUCAAAGGCCGCCGCUCGUGUGCGCGCAUGGGGGCGAUUCUUCCUCCGCCCCUCCCAACUCACUGGCAGCGCUCGAGAGGGCGGUGGCUGCGGGGGCAGAUGCGGUUGAGGUGGACGCGUCACUGACGGCUGAUGGACAUUUGGUGGCGCUGCAUGACAGUGAUGUGCAGUCUCUCCUCAACGACCCAUCAGCAAGGGUUCCCUCCCUUGUGUACUCCAAAAUACGCCAGCUCGACUUAUCGCCUCUGUGGCCCGCGACAUCUCCUCGCGACCCUGAUAUGCAGCAAGUGCCUGUUCUCACGCUGCAGCAGGCGCUACAGGCUCUCAUUGGCCGAGUGAAGCACAUCGCCGUGGACGUCAAGAUUGCCACGUCAGCAAUCGCCGAGAACAGGCACAUGGCACAGCGGCUUGUGAACGUGUUUGAAAGAGUUGGUGGGUGUUCUGAGUGCCUUGUGUGGUCCAAGGAGGAUCAGUUCAUUCGCCACUUGUCGCGCAUCCAGCCGUCCAUCAAGACUGGGUACAUAGUGUGGCGGAACUUCAAGACUGGAGUGGUGAAUGGGUUGCUGCGUCGUGAGUCGUCACAUGUGGUGGGACUGGCGGAGAGCCUUGCUACACCACAAACCGUCAACGAUGCCCAUAAGGGAGGAAAGGAGGUGCAUGUAUGGACAGUGGAUGACAGGGCAGGAAUGAGGAGAGUUCUAGGGUUGCCUGUUGACGUCGUUGUUACCAACAACCCAGUGCUGCUUCGGAAGACAAUGAGCCGACUCCAGAAGCAGUGUAAGCAUGCUGGUCUGGGUUGA